Alternaria alternata is the source of this 903-nucleotide messenger RNA. Its product is annotated as mitochondrial ribosomal protein-like protein subunit S18. The coding region runs from base 66 to 719 and encodes 217 amino acids. Lineage: Eukaryota; Fungi; Ascomycota; Dothideomycetes; Pleosporales; Pleosporaceae. The record is from RefSeq and is a predicted model, not a curated record. Gene Ontology annotation, molecular function: mRNA 5'-UTR binding; small ribosomal subunit rRNA binding; structural constituent of ribosome. Gene Ontology annotation, cellular component: mitochondrial small ribosomal subunit; ribosome. Gene Ontology annotation, biological process: ribosomal small subunit assembly; maturation of SSU-rRNA from tricistronic rRNA transcript (SSU-rRNA, 5.8S rRNA, LSU-rRNA); translation. The transcript has a single exon.
CUUCGACCUUCUAGCAAGUCACUGCAUCCGCGAACCUCAAUCGGGGCAUCGAUACCGCCUCCAACAUGGCCAGCAACACCACCUUACGGACGUUUCGAUCGCUCACAUGCACAAUUCGCGCAUCAUGUCAACACACGCAGCCUCUGCGACCCUUCUCCCACAGCACACAAGCCCUCAAUGCGUCUCCCACCGACCGCAAUAAGCCCUCUUUGUCAAUGGACAGUCUCCUCGGCAAUGUGUCACGCAACUUCAAGAACGCAGGUCCUGACCACUUUGGGAACAUAAUACCCAACGCCGACGGGACCCCGGGCUUCAAGAAUCUUGCACCACGCGAGUGGGAAGAGGACGACAAGCACAAAUUACACGUUUACGCUACCAAGCACAACACACAUCUGUGUCUCACACAGCCAAAUCGCAAUCCCCUCAUCUCGGUAUCGUGUGGAAACAUUGGUUUCCGGAAAGCGGGGCGCGGGUCAUACGAUGCUGCCUACCAACUCGCAGCUUUCCUCAUGAACCGGAUCCAGGACAAGGGCUUGCUGCCACAGAUUCAGAAGCUGGAGUUGAUAUACAGAGGAUUUGGGCCAGGCAGGGAGGCAGUCACAAAGGCGAUACUGGGUUCCGAGGGAAAGAGGAUACGGCCGUUGAUUGUCAAACUAGCCGACUCUACGAGACUCAAGUUUGGUGGUGUGAGGAGCAAGAAGCCAAGGAGAUUGGGUUAGAGUGUGAGAAAGCAGCAGUGUACGAUGAUAGUAGGGCAUCACUAGGCGUCUAUGGGUAUGGGCCCUCACUUGACGGCAUGCAUCACAAAGAGCAGUGUAUAGUGGCCAAGGGCAAAUUAGACCAAUUCGAGAGUCAUGUCAGAUUUUUCGGCAAUGGUGCCCUUUCAGCGGGUGGAAUAGGCCG